This is a messenger RNA of Argiope bruennichi, 6196 nucleotides long. RefSeq lists its product as uncharacterized. The transcript is spliced from 17 exons. NCBI's taxonomy places the organism in Eukaryota, Metazoa, Arthropoda, Arachnida, Araneae, Araneidae. Bases 307 to 5301 code for a protein of 1664 amino acids. Gene Ontology annotation, biological process: protein deubiquitination. The record is from RefSeq and is a predicted model, not a curated record. Gene Ontology annotation, molecular function: cysteine-type deubiquitinase activity.
AGUAAUCCCAAACUUAACUUCAGCAACAAUUUUGUUGACACUUUGACAUGGCUCUACGGGAUCUUAUUAGAUCUUUGGCAACUUAAAAAAGUGUUUUGAAACAUAAGAUAGCGAUAUUUAAGGAUUAAAUUGUGCACAGAACUUUGCAAUCGUAUUGCAUUUAUUCCGAAGUGCUGCGCUGUAGAUUUCCAUUUGGCGAUUUUCUGCGUUCUACAUCACCGUUGCCAGGAGCAACCACAACAACAUGAUGGAAACUAAUUUUGCAGCUGAAUUGUGGAAAAUGCUGUGAAGUCCUCAUUCCAGAGGAUGAGUCCUGGUCCGACGCCCGCUCUGUCGGCCCUACGGACCCCCCAGGCGAAAUGCCUCACAGUAGGGGGUCGGGCCGAUGGAGGAUUCCUUCAGUAUGUCCAGCUUCUCAACCCUAGGAACAGCAUGUCCAUUACAAAUACUAAAGGAUUACUUAAUAUGCCGGGUCAAAACAACUGCUUCCUCAACAGUGCUGUACAGGUUUUGUGGCAUUUAGACAUUUUUCGUAGAAGCUUUAGAGAGCUUAAUGGGCAUGCUUGUAUGGAAGAUUCAUGCAUAUUCUGUGCUUUAAAAGAAUUAUUUGCGCAGUUCCAAUACAGCCAAGAAUCAGCCCUUCCACCUGAUGCAUUGCGUCGUGCAUUAGCCGAAACUUUUUGUGAUCAGAGAAGAUUUCAAUUAGGAUUCAUGGACGAUGCAGCUGAAUGCUUUGAAAACAUUUUAAUGAGGAUUCAUUUCCAUAUUGCUAAUAAUGAAUCAGAAGAUAUGUGCAGUGCUGCACAUUGCAUACCCCACCAAAAAUUUGCUAUGACAUUAGUUGAACAAACCGUGUGCCACGCAUGCGGAGCUACUUCUGAACCUUUGCCCUUCACACAGAUGGUUCAUUAUGUACCUUCCUCAGCACUUUGCUCUCAGGCAAAGUUGAUGAAGGAAAAAAAUGAACCUAUGCCAAAUUUUAGUGAAUUACUUAAGAGAGCAGGUGGACUUGGAGAUCUGAGAGAUUGUCCGAGUUCAUGUGGUGCUGUUAUUCAGAUUAGAAAAACACUCAUGAAUCGACCAGAAAUAGUAAGUGUUGGACUUGUUUGGGAUUCUGAACGCCCAACCAUUGAUCAUAUUAUGGAUGUUUUCAAGACUAUUGGAAUGUCUCUUAAACUUCAAGAUGUAUUUCAUUCUGUUGUUGACAGUCGAUGGGCAGCCUCUGCAACUCAUCAGCUUGUGGGAAUAGUGACAUAUUAUGGGAAACAUUAUUCAACUUUUUUCUUUCAUACGAAAUUAAGAGUGUGGAUAUAUUUUGAUGAUGCUGCAGUUCGAGAAAUUGGACCUAAAUGGGAGCAAGUGGUUGAGAAAUGUUGCAAAGGACAUUUCCAACCUUUGUUAUUACUUUAUGCCAAUCCUCAUGGAACACCAGUAAACACUUCUACUGCUCCAAGAUUAGUAACUGUUGUUCCAGGACACAAGAAGAAUUUAAAUGCUCAAGAAUCUUGUGGUUUAAGUCUAGGACAUGAUAAACAUUCUAGGAUGGGUCAGCAUCAGACAACAGGCAAUCAGAGGCGAGCAUUAACUCCUAAUCCAGAAGUGUCAAGUGAUAUGAAUACAAAUAUGCAACCUCGUAGAGCUGUUACACCAAGUGGGGAUCUUACUUGGUGGGAUGAAAAUUUAAAAGAACAGGACAAUGCACCUGCUGCCAAGAGUUCUCAAAGCAAAGAUGGUUCUACCUCUCAGAGUUUUGGUAGCUAUGUAAAUGAAGUAUAUCAGAAGUUGCAUUGUGUUCUUAGAAAUCCUGAUCACAGUUUUUUGCCAAAUACUAAUACUGGAGACAGUGCUUUGUCUUGGAAAAGCCGUUUAGCUGCAAGGCUUUCAGUACCAAACUGUUCUUUUAAUAUAUCUAAAACAAACAGCAGUUCUGAUGAUAAUGGACAUUUAACUUCUGUAGGUGAUAUCCUACAGUCUGCAUCAAAAACAGCCAUGCCUGAAAAUGCAUUCCAUGGCCAAGCUAAUUCAAAUUUGCAAACUUUGGAUUCACCUGAACAUUCUAUUGAUGGUACUUACAUUAGUCGACAAACAGUGGAAAACAUUCUUCAGUUGCAAAAACUUCAACGACAGAGGUCAAUGAAUAGUAAGAUUGGGAAUCCAAUUGCUGGACAAAGGAACAGCAGCAGCAGCUUGGAGUCUUUGGACAAUGUAUUUUCAUUGAGAGACAAAGGUCUGCCAAGUCAUCUGAAAUUUGAUAUUCCAGAUGCUGCAAAUGUUGCUAGAAGGAGGGACUCUGGGAACUGGAGUGGGGAUCGAAAUAGUGCCAGCUCAUCCAGUACAACUUCAUUGGAUAAUCCCUACUUUUAUGUGGUGGGAAACAAAAAAUUCCCAGCUGGUGUAAGAAAUAGCCGACCUGGAGAAGCACCAUUUUUGACAGAUCCUGGGUAUGACUCAUUUUCACUCUCCAGUUCAGAUAGUUACCCAUCUGCUAUCAACAAUUCUCCUGGUAAACUUGAUUCCAGACUCGGACAGAUACCAGAAAAUGUUCAAACAGCCUUUGUACCUUAUGACAUAUCUCAGUUGCAGUAUUGCCUUAAAGAUUUGAAGUCCAAUGAGCAUUUUCCUUUUGGCUUUAAAGAUGAAUGUGAUAAACUAUGUGCUGAAGCAGAUAUAUUUGUUGCCAAAUCAAUUGAACGAGAAAAUGUUGGUGAUAUAUCAAUGGCUGCUCUUCUUAGUGAUACUGCUGCAGCUCGUGCAAGAGCUGCAAUGGAUGUGCCAUAUACGAAUAGUCAGGCAUUGGCUAUGGCAAAAAUGAAGCAUAGCAUGUGCUUAAUUAGAUCUUCAAACUUGCAUAAAAAACUGAAAGAGGCAGAAGUUGCAUUGCGGCGGAAACAAAAAGAAGCUGCUUUGGAGUCAUCUCGCAAAGAAUCCUUCUCUGUUUCAAACAAUAAAUUGCUAGAAAAUACACAAAACUUCAAUAAGGAAGGGCCAGAAAAUUCAUCUGAUGAUGUUUCCAAAAAUGGUCAGAAACGGUCAAAUUCAAAACAUGGUGAAGAACAAACAGGCAAUGAUAAGAAUAUUGAAAUCUAUGCUACUUUACCUAAAAGAACACUGAAAAAGAAGGGGGCUUUGUCAUCUUUUAUGGAAUCUAGAACAGGAGAUGAGAGUUCUGAAGAAAAGAAUUCUAAAGACAAAUCUAAAACACUAGAAGAUAACAAAAAGUGUUCUUCUAAGAAAAUUGAUGGUAGUGUGAGUGAUAAAGAUGACAAAUCUCCAAAAUCACCAAGUGGUAAAAAGAAGUCUCAUUAUAAAGUACAAAGUAAAGACUCGGAUCUUAGUGAUUAUUCCAGUGAAUGGGAGCAAACAAAGAAAAAUUCUUUGUAUAGAACUUACUCUGGCCCUACUUCCAAUGCUAAAAAUGAGUUGUCAGAUCUGAGCUCUGGUAGCACCCAAACUUUCAGUGACCAUCCAUCUAAAAAGCAGCAUAGAAUUCGUAGGAAACUGAUGGGAGGCUUCAUGCGACGCAAAAAUCGUAGUUUACCAGAUCUCAGAGAAGGUCAAGAUCCUGGUGGAGAGACUGCCAGAUCAUUUGAUGAUUGCUUUUUUACACAAACACCUGUGUCUUGUAGGAAAAGACAAGAAAACGUUUCAUUCACUCGUGGGGAAAAGAAAGUUACUCAUCAAGAUCCUAACAAUUCUGCACCUGCUAAGUUUGCUGACAGCAAAUUGUCAAAGAAUAAUCCUGCUAGAGCAAACACACCACCACCCUAUAAACCCCCUCCCGCCAUAACUCAUUCUAAUUCACUUGCAUCACCGAAGAAAAGUAUUCAACAUUUUAAUCAAGAUAUCAUAAAACCAGAUAUACAGCACCAUCAUUCUGUGACAAAUUCUGCACCUCAUCAAGACAUCAGUAUAAAACAGAGAACUCAUCCACAUCAUGCAUUGCUCACUAGAGACCCAAAAAGUCAUAGAAAAAUUAGUCUUCCCACUCCCCCACAUAAUCAUCAUGAAAUUGCAUCAGGUAGUGCAGUUUGGCUAAAAGAAUUGCAGUUAAAACAAGAAGAAAUCAAUCGAAAACGGAAAUUACAGGAGGAAAGAGAGAGAUGGAUUAAUGAAUGCAAAUCGGGGAUUGAUGGAAAUAUAGUUGGUCCCAUCAAUAAAAUUGAAAAUGUGAGAAGUGUGGAAAAUCACAAUCAACAGAAACCUGCUGUUGUGAAAGAAAAUCAUAGCACACAAAGUUUGCCCAAAUCAGUGACAAGCAGUGUGAAAGUCAAUCCUGCAUGCUCCGAAACUGAACAACCAAAAUCUGUUAAAGAUCUUACUUCCAAAUUCGAAAAAAUAUCAUUUCCACCUAAUUCUCCUGAAUCAACAGCUGAAGAUAGAACAAAUCAUUUUGUUUCACCUUCCUCAUCUCAUUUAGACAGCCAUUUAAUUCAUCCAGUGACUGAUCACAAGACAUUAACUGUACAGCAUAAAGACAUUGACAAUUCUAGAUCUCCUUCAUCUACAAAUCUUCCAUAUACAUCACAGUCCUUAGAAAAACCACUUAAGCAAUCUGAAUUUCCUACCAAAGUGGGUGCAUCAGACACUAAAGAAAGAUCAAAUAGUGCAAGUGUUGCUAAAGUACCUUAUUCUACUCAGACUACUUCAGGUUCUGUGUAUAAUCCUCAUCUUACAGAUGCUCAGUUAACAAAUGUAUUGAGAAUUGGAGGAAAUAGAUCCUCUUUCAGAAACUCAAAUAUUAACUCUGAAAACUCUGAGGACAAUGUUUUAAAUUACUCUCGUGAUAUGCAUGCAGCUCAUGAGAGUAGGAGACCUGACAAACCACCUGACUAUGAAACAGCCAUUCAAAGGCUAGAGCUUCUGAGAAAUGAUAGGAAUUUUUCAAAAUUGUAUUCAAAUAACUGUAUGAAUUUUGAGGCCAUUCUGGAGCAAGCAAAGAAAAGGCGUGGACCUAAGAAAAGUGUCACUUUUUCGGACAAAGUUGUUUUGGUGGCAUGUGCAGGGGAUGAGGACAAUGAUUUCAUUCCAAAUCCCUUGUUAGAACGUGUGUACAAGCAGCAUUUUAUGCAGAAGCCAUGUACAGAAUCUACAGCAUGCUCUAAUCAAGAGUUUGGUUCAAAUUCAAAAAUGGGAAAAGAUAUAUCUGUACCUGAAAUGCCUGCUAUGGAUACUAAACCUCAAGAAUCUUCCAAGCAGCAAAUCCCCUCUCCAUGUAAUUUGUGCCACAAAAAAACAGUAGAAUCUCCGAAGUUGUAUUGUCCAGAUUGCGCAUAUUAUAUGUCAAGGUUUCAACAGAAAUGAGAUUAUUAUGGUACUUCAUAUUGUUUCAAUAAGUGUACAGUAAAAUAUAUUAAUUGUAAAUAAGAUGAAAUGCUCAAGAACAUAAUGUAAUUUUUGUGCAAUACAUGUUUUUUUUUAUUGAUAGCUUUGUUGAAUAUUCAUUAUGUAAAUUUUUUUUUGUUUUGUGUACAGCUUUUAGAAUUUAAAUUGUUAUUCGCACAUUACAUUUCAAAAUGCAUGUCAGUAUAUUAAUAUAUCUGUUAAACAAUUUCCAUUAUUCAUUUUACAUUCCUUCUGAUUUUAUUUCGUAUAUUAUUCCAAUUAUGGAAAUUCCUUUUUUACACAAGGGAUUACUGAUUCUUAUUUCAUUUUUGCAAUGUAUUGAAAUAAUUUUCAUUAAAAUUCCAUUUCAAAGCAUUUACAUAAUAUAUAUAAGAAUGAGUUCGGGCUGUGAUACGUGUAGUACAAAAUUAUUCCGAAUAUAAAUGCUAUUAAUUUAUAUAAGGUGUGAAGUACUUAAACAGGUUUACUUAAUUUUCCAUCUAUUGGUUGGAAAGUCCUUCUGAGCAUAUCUAAAACGAAUGUUUAAAAUUUGUGUCUAUUAUUUAAUUAUGCUAGCAUUUUAGUAUUAAAGUAUAGUUGAGCAAGUUAUAAGUAAUAAAUGUAAAAAAAAAAAAAAAAAUUACAAUUUAAGAGUUUGAGCAUUAUGUAAAAUUUAUCAAGUGUUGUUUUAAUAAAAAAUGAAAUUCUAUGCAUUUGUUUUCAAUUUCAUGCUCUGCAAAGUGCCAAAGUAGAAACAAACUCAUAGUUUGAAACAUAAAGGUAUUUUUUUACCACCGAUAUUUGUUUCAUAGAUUUUAUAUUUGUACAAAAGAUAAUUGUGCAUAUGUAGAUUGCUUCUGUUUUGUUUAAUAAU